This is a messenger RNA of Odocoileus virginianus texanus, 6606 nucleotides long. Lineage: Eukaryota; Metazoa; Chordata; Mammalia; Artiodactyla; Cervidae. The record is from RefSeq and is a predicted model, not a curated record.
ACCUCUCGCUGCAGCUCCUCCGGCAGCCCCGGCUCCCGCAGCCUCCUUUGUGGGGAGGAAGCAGCCGGCUACCUUGGAUGAAAUUGCAGUGAAGCCCAGCGCUCAGAGAGGAGAGGGUCUGGCCUGGCGUGACCCUCGCCGGCCCCUCCAGCGGGCUGGGUGAUGUCCCCGGGCUUGGGUCCUGGGGACCCUUGGCAGAAUCAUGGAGCAACUGACAUCCUUCCCGCGGCUGGGGGACCCCGGAAACAUGGAGCCGUGGGCACUGUCCGCCUGGCAGAGCUGGACUCCAGGCCGGGGGGGUGAUGCUGGAGGCGCACCCCCAAGCAUGGCUGGUACCCACACAGAUCUGCGUGUUGGAGAACUGAGGCCUGAGGAGAGCUCCGAGCCUGAGGGAGCCCGAAGCCCGGGGCCUGUGGGGGGCAUUGAGCCUGGAAGAACAGCAACUGGGCUGCCCAGCCCUGUGCAGGGAGCCUUGAGCUCCGGACCUGGCUGUCAGAGGCUGGAGGACCCGGAGGCAGAGGCUUUCUCUAAGGGCAAGCUGAAAAUGGGCUUCGGGGACAGGCCCAAUCUGGAGCUGCUGAGGGCCAUGGGGGAGCUGCAGCAGCGCUGUGCCAUCCUUAAGGAGGAGAACCAGAUGCUGAGGAAGAGCAGCUUCCCCGAGACGGAGGAGAAGGUGCGGAGGCUGAAGCGGAAGAAUGCCGAGCUGGCGGUCAUUGCCAAGCGCCUGGAGGAGAGGGCCCGAAAGCUGCAGGAGACUAACCUGAGGGUGGUGAGUGCUCCCAUGCCCAGUCCAGGGGCCAGCUUGGAGUUGUGCCGGAAGGCCCUGGCCCGCCAACGAGCCCGGGACCUCAGUGAGACAGCCAGCGCCCUGUUGGCCAAGGACAAGCAGAUCGCUGCCUUGCAGCGGGAAUGCAGGGAGCUGCAGGCCAGGCUCACCCUGGCGGGCAAGGAGGGCCCCCAGUGGCUCCACGUGCGGGACUUCGACCGGCUGCUGCGCGAGUCCCAGCGGGAGGUGCUGCGGCUGCAGAGGCAGAUCGCCCUGCGCAACCAGCGGGAGCCGCCCUCGCCGCCCCGGCCCCCGGACCCCUCUGCCCCGGCCAGAGCAGGGGCGCCCGCCCCGGGGGCCCCGGGAGAGGCCAUACCCCAGGAGGAUGUGGAAAACCCGGCUGUGGUCCUAGAGGAGCCCGAGAAACAGCAGAGGGUGCAGCAACUGGAAUCGGAGCUCAGCAAGAAGCGGAAGAAAUGCGAGAGCCUGGAGCAGGAAGCCCGGAAAAAGCAGAGGCGAUGCGAGGAGCUGGAACUGCAGCUCAGGGCAGCCCAGAAUGAGAAUGCCCGCCUUGUGGAGGAGAACUCUCGGCUCAGUGGGAGAGCCACGGAGAAGGAGCAGGUGGAGUGGGAGAAUGCAGAGCUGAGGGGCCAGCUCCUGGGGGUGACGCAGGAGAGGGACUCAGCCCUUCUCAAGAGCCAAGGCCUGCAGAGCAAGCUGGAGAGCCUGGAGCAGGUGCUGAAGCACAUGCGGGAGGUGGCCCAGCGGCGGCAGCAGCUGGAGGUGGAACACGAGCAGGCUCGGCUCAGCCUGCAGGAGAAGCGGGAGGAGGUCCGGAGGCUGCAGCAGGCCCAGGCGGAAGCCCAGAGAGAGCAUGAAGGUGCUGUGCAGCUGCUGGAGUCUACCCUGGAUUCCAUGCAGGUCCGGGUCCGGGAGCUGGAGGAGCAGUGCCGCAGCCAGACCGAGCGCUUCAGCCUGCUGGCGCGGGAGCUCCAGGCCUUCCGCCUGCACCCUGGCCCCCUGGACCUGCUCACCUCCGCCCUGGGCUGCGGUGCCCCAGGGGACCGCCCGCCACCCACCUGCUGCUGCUCCACCCCGCAGCCCUGCCGCGGAUCCGGCCCCAAAGACCUCGACCUCCCACCAGCGUCCCCGGGGCGCUGCACCCCAAAGUCUUCCGAGUCUGCCGCUGCCACCCUUGUCGGGGUCUCCCGGAGGACGCCGGCCAAGAGGGCAGAGUCUCUGUCCAACUCCUCUCGCUCCGAGUCCAUCCACAACAGCCCCAAGUCCUGCCCGACCCCUGAGGUGGACACGGCCAGUGAGGUGGAGGAACUGGAGGCAGACAGCGUCUCGCUGCUCCCGGCAGUGGCAGAGGGCGGCCGGGGCGGAGCCAGGGUGCAGGUCUUCCUAGCUCGCUACAGCUACAACCCCUUCGAGGGCCCCAACGAGAACCCAGAGGCAGAGCUGCCGCUGACCGCCGGCGAGUACAUCUACAUCUACGGCAGCAUGGACGAGGAUGGCUUCUUUGAAGGGGAGCUCAUGGACGGCCGGAGGGGCCUGGUCCCUUCCAAUUUUGUUGAGCGCGUGUCCGACGACGACCUGCUGGCCUCCCUGCCUCUGGAGCUGGCUGACUUGUCCCACAGCUCAGGCCCCGAGCUCAGUUUUCUGAGCGGCGGCGGAGGUGGCAGCAGUAGUGGGGGCCAGAGCAGCGGGGGACGCAGCCAGCCCCGACCGGAGGACGAGGCGGCCGGGGAGGCACCCAGCCCGAGCCCCCCGCCCGAGGGCCUGGGGGAGCUCCCUGCCAUGCCUUACCCCCGCCGUCUGGCCGUCCUGAAGCAGCUGGCCCACAGCGUGGUGCUGGCCUGGGAGCCGCCUCCUGAGCGCGUGGAGCUGCGCGGCUACCACGUCUGUGUGAACGGGGAGCUGCGGCAGGCCCUGGGGUCCGGGGCACCUCCCACGGCUGUGCUGGAGAACUUGGACCUGCAGACCGGGCCCCUCCGGGUCUCCGUGCAGGCCCUGACCAGCCAGGGCGGCUCCGACCCGCUGCGCUGCUGCUUGCUGCUGGGGGCCCGGGCCCGUGUGGCUCCUAGCCAGCUGCGGGUCCAUCGGCUGACCGCCACAUCUGCCGAGAUCGCCUGGGUGCCCAGCAACAGCAGCUUGGCCCACGCCAUCUACCUCAACGGGGAGGAAUGCCCCCCUGCCCGCCCCAGCACCUACUGGGCCACCUUCUGCCACCUGCGGCCUGGUACCCUCUAUCAGGCACGAGUGGAGGCUCAGCUCCCGCCUCGAGGGUCCUGGGAACCAGGCGGGGAGAAGCCAGAGCCACGGGCUGCCACCCUGCAGUUUACCACACUGCCAGCAGGCCCACCUGAUGCCCCCCUGGAUGUGCAGGUCGAGCCAGGGCCCUCCCCUGGGAUCCUGAUCAUCAGCUGGCUCCCAGUGACAAUCGACGCGGCCGGCACCUCCAACGGCGUCCGGGUCACAGGCUACGCCGUUUAUGCUGAUGGGCAGAAGAUCAUGGAGGUGGCCUCGCCCACGGCGGGCAGCGUGCUGGUGGAGCUGUCGCAGCUGCAGCUGCUGCAGGCGUGCCGCGCGGUGGCCGUGCGCACCAUGUCGCCCCACGGCGAGUCGGCGGACUCCCUCCCCGCUCCUGUCGCCCCUGCCCUGGCCGAGGCCUCCGGGCUGGCCAGGGUCCCCUGCGCCUCCCCACGACCAGGCCCGGAGGCCAGGCUGCCCCUUGCUGCAGCCUCCCCGGGGCUGGGGGACCCCAGCUCUCCUCUCCGGUGCCCCGACCCCCAUGGAGCUCAAGAGCCCCCGGGCGCCCCCCCAGCCAGCCCUCCCAGAGAGACGGCAGGAGGAUCCUCAGAGGAGCCCCCAGUGCCUGUCUCGCAGGAGCAGGCUGGGGCGGCUGUGCUGGGGGCCCCUGGGGACGGGAAGGCCAGCGAGCCCGCCUUGGGAGACUGCGUUCCUGGCCCUGCCACCUCCUGUGUGGCCAAGGAGGACGCUGAGCAGACCGCGGGAGAGGCCCGCCUGGCACCCGGUGCCACCCAGGGAGCGCUGGCCCAGAGGCUGCCCAGUGCCCAGGCCUGCCGUGGAGGAGACGCAGGGGCUGGGCUGAGGCCCCGGGCUGAGGAGGACGCGGCCGAGCCGGGGGUCCGUCCGGGGAACUCCCUUGUGGACCAGGGCCGCACCUCGGACCUGUCAGACAUCCAAGAGGAGGAGGAGGAGGAAGAGGAUCUGGGUGUCAGGACCUGCUCCUUCCCGAAGCAGGUGGCUGGCCACAGCAUCGGGGGGCAGGGGGCCAAGGUACCGGGGUCACAUGGCAGCUGGAGGAAAGGAAGUGGCUCCCCCGAAAAGCCCCCUGGCCGCAGGCGGUCCCCGGAUCUCCGGGAGCAUUGCAGCCGGCUUCUCAGCAAUGGCGGCGGCGGGUCCCAGGCGCCCGGCCGAGCACCGGGCCCUGCGCGCGAGAGGGGCGGCCCCUCUGCGGCCGAGGGCGCCAGGGCUGCGCCGGACCCCGGCGGGAGGGCGCGGCCCGCCCCUUCCAGGAAGUGCCCCCGGGGCCGGGCCCCGGAACCGGGACUGGCCAGCUGCCUCUCCCCCAAGUGCUUGGAAAUCAGCAUCGAAUAUGACUCUGAGGACGAGCAAGAGAUGGGCGGCGGGGACAUGAGCAUCACCAGCUCCGGCUGCCUCGGAGACGGGGAGGCCUGGGGUGCAGCCCCCGUGGGAAGGCCCAGGGCACCUCCGAAGGCCGGUUCAGGCCCCCACCCCUACCCAUGCUCCGCAGCCUGGGAGAAGGGGGAGCCGGAGCGGAGAGGCCGCAGUGCGACCGGCAGAGCCCAGGAGCCGCCGCCCCGGGCAGCAGAGUCUGGGGAGCCCAGAGGGCUGGACAGCCCCGGGCAGAGUGGCUCCCAGCGGAGAGGGGGCCGGGCCCCCAGGCCAGGCUCCACGGAGCUGGCCCCCACGAGGAGCCCUCCAGAAGAAGCCCCGGCCCUCCGGGACCUCCCUGUCAGGGUCUUUGUGGCUCUGUUUGACUACGACCCUGUGUCAAUGUCACCCAACCCUGAUGCUGGGGAAGAGGAGCUCCCGUUCCGGGAGGGCCAGAUCCUGAAGGUGUUUGGGGACAAAGACGCAGACGGCUUCUACCGGGGUGAGGGUGGGGGCCGGUGGGGCUACAUUCCCUGCAACAUGGUGGCUGAAAUGGCCGUGGACAGCCCUGUGGGGACACAGCAGCUGCUCCAGCGGGGCUACUUGUCCCCAGAGGUUCUCGCUGAGGGCUCAGGGAACGGCCCCUUCGUCUACUCUGCAGCCCACACCGCCGGGCCUCCCCCCAAGCCCCGCCGCUCCAAGAAAGCUGAGUGGGAAGGGCCUGCCCAGCCCCGUGGAGGGCCCCUCCAUCUGGCCUCCUCUGCUGGCCUGAAGGCUCCCCAUUCCAUGGUGGCCGCGUUUGACUACAACCCCCGGGAGAGCUCUCCCAACAUGGACGUGGAGGCAGAGCUGCCCUUCCGGGCAGGUGACAUCAUCACUGUGUUCGGGGCCAUGGACGAUGACGGUUUCUACUAUGGGGAGCUGAAUGGACAGCGGGGCCUGGUUCCAUCCAACUUCCUGGAGGGCCCUGGGCCUGAGGCAGGCGGCUCAGACAGGGAGCCUGGGACAGCCCCGUCCGAGGGCCAGAGAACGAGGAGGAGAAGAGUCCAGUGCUAGAUGGAGAUAGAUAUAUGUAGAGAGAGCGACAUGACUGGGUCAGCUCAACCCAGGGGCCCCCAGCACCCCCAGGCUGGCCCCCUCGCUGCUUCCCCGAGGUUGAACUGGGGUUGCCACAGGGCCCAAGCAGGAAGGUGUGGGUUCUCCUCUCCAAGGGGAAGCAGCUCCUCAGGAAACUGGGCUCGGGGAAGAAGGAGUGAUGCUGUGGUCCCCAAGGCCCCAGCUGCGUGGGGAAGGCCCUGGACUCUGGUUCUCCCGAGUGAGUGCCAUGGCGCUGGGACAGGACUCAGACUCACUGAAGGUCAGAGCUAGAGGAGCGGCUGGUCCUCCGGAUGGGCAUCGUCUUCUUACAGGCGGGGACCCUGAGCCCCUGCAUGGGGACAAGUCCAGGGGCUGAGCACCUGGUCACAGAGCCGGCCGGGGACACGGACUUGUCCCUCCUGGUUCACCCAUCUGCUCCUGGUGUCCACCGCGCUGUGCUAGUCCCCUCUUGGCCUCCACACGCCUGACUCGGGGAGAUGCUAUUCCCUCUGAUGGCGCUGGCCAUCCUCUUCAUGUCUUCCCUCCCUCAAGGAAAGUUUGCACUGGAUUCUGCUGAGCCCCCCAUCCCGGGGGCGAGCUGUGUAUAUAGAUGUACAUACUCAGUGCCUCAGCCCAGCUUCCUCCCUCUCGCUUCCACCGCACAGGCCGGGGAAGGAGAAAGGCCAAGCCAAAGCGGGCCUGACCCCACCCCAUAGCGCCCCUCCGCACCCCCCUGCCAGCCGCCCUCCUGGCCAAGACCCGGGGCCGGUGGGCAGAAAGCAGGAGUUGGGUUUGCCUUAUUUUGCUCAUCGGAUUCAACUUCUCUUUUGCAUCGUUUUCUUCUGGCCCCUGUUGGAGUCUGGGGGCUGGGGGAGAGGACAGAUUUAUGCAACUAUUUUCAUACAUUCCCUGUUCAGAGUGGGGUGGGGGUUUGUCCCCCUUCCCCUUAGCACCCCUCUCCUCACACUCCGGCUGGGUGAGUGUCUCUGCAUGUUUCCAUUGCUGUGGUGGGAGGUUGUUUGAACUCCCACCCCCACCUUGGUCUCCAGGGGUGUGGAAUGGUGGGGGCAUUUGUUUAAAAAGACAUUUUAUUAUAAUAAAGUCUAUUUUCACAAAACCCA